Molecule: messenger RNA, 3051 nt
Organism: Hyla sarda
Lineage: Eukaryota; Metazoa; Chordata; Amphibia; Anura; Hylidae
Product: b(0,+)-type amino acid transporter 1-like
Exons: 7
Coding region: 188-1636 (482 amino acids)
Biological process (GO): amino acid transmembrane transport
Cellular component (GO): membrane
Molecular function (GO): L-amino acid transmembrane transporter activity
Source: RefSeq, a predicted model, not a curated record
CAGGUACAGGGGUAAAGUAAGAGCGCAGCUUGCCUGCGCCAUGGUAACGUUUGUCACUACAGCAGGUAUGGAUGUUCACUUUGGGGGCUUGGCAGUCCAGGCAGCCAUGCAGCGGGCGGCUAGCUAGGGAACGAACGCAGUUGUCACCCCUUUCAGUAGAAUCUGAUCGGAGUACACAACCUACAAGAUGGAGACAAAUGAAGCUCCCUCUAUAUUGACUGACGAAAAAAUGGACAACAACACUAGAAAGAUCCGUCUGAAACGGGAGCUCGGCCUGAUAAGUGCUGUGUCAAUGAUAACUGGUGCAAUGAUUGGCUCUGGGAUCUUCAUGUCUCCUCAAUGGGUCCUGUAUUACAUGGGGAGUCCUGGGGCUAGUCUCCUAAUAUGGGCAGCUUGUGGCCUCCUGGCUAUGCUAGGAGCUCUAUCCUAUGCUGAACUUGGAACUGUCAUCAAGGAAUCUGGAGGAGAAUACAUAUAUAUUUUAAGGAAUGUGGGCCCCUUACCUGCCUUCCUUCUGUCUUACACCACAGUCAUUGUGUUGAAGCCGGCUAGCAUAGCUGGUAUCUGCCUAAGUUUUGCAGAAUAUGUUGUCGCUGCUUUCUUCUCAGACUGUUCUUCUCCACAAGUCGUCCUUAAGUGCACAGCAGUGACCUGCGUCCUGGUCCUGGGAAUUAUCAAUUGCCUAAAUGUCAGACUUUCCAUGUCCAUCAUGAAUUUAUGCACAGCCACUAAGUUGAUAGUCCUGGUUGUAAUAAUUGUGGGUGGUGUAGUCCUUUUAGUCAAGGGCAACACUCAGGUUUUACAGAACGCCUUUGAAAACACAGCCGCUGGUUUUGGUCCUGUUGGGGUGGCGUUUUAUCAAGGACUCUGGUCCUACGAUGGAUGGAAUAAUCUGAAUUGUAUUACAGAGGAACUGAAGAACCCUGAGGUGAACCUUCCUCGAGCUGUGAUGAUUGCAAUCCCUCUUGUCACGUGUAUUUACCUUCUGGCUAAUAUCAGCUAUUUUGCAGCGAUGACUCCACAGGAACUACUUACAUCAGAUGCUGUCGCCAUCAGUUGGGGACUGAAGGUGCUGGGGACGUGGACAUGGAUUAUCACUGUGGGUGUUGCAUUUUCUACUUUCGGCUGUGCAAAUGGAACUCUCUUCAGUGGAGGACGAGUGUGCUAUGUGGCGGCCAGAGAAGGACAUCUGCCAGACUCUCUCUCCAUGGUCCACGUGAACCGCUUAACGCCAUCUCCUGCCCUCAUCUUCACAUGUGUAAUCUCAAUAAUAAUGAUAAUUCCUGGAGACUUCAGUAGCAUUGUAAACUACUCCGGCUUUGCGACCUGGAUGUUCUACGGUACUACAAUCUUUGGCCUCAUAUAUAUGAAGAUUAAAAAGCCGGAUGUUCCCAGACCAUAUAAGGUUCCCAUCAUCAUUCCAGUGAUAGUGCUCAUUGCCUCCGUCUACCUGGUGUUGGCCCCGGUUAUUGACAGCCCUCAGAUGGCCUAUCUCUACGUUGUCCUCUUCAUCCUUAGUGGAGUAAUAAUUUACAUUCCGGUUAUCCACUAUAAAUGGUCUUCAGGGUGGUUCCAUUCUAUCACGCUCCAUCUUCAGCUCCUGCUUCAAGUUGCACCAACUGAUAAAAAUGACUGAGAUGAGGUUUCUCUUUUAGGGCAGGGUCAGACAUGGCGCAUCCGCAGCAUAUUUCACACUGGGGAUGUGCUGUCCACAGUCAGAGAGGGACUGCAGAGCGAGCUCCCAGCUGUGGAGAGGCACCUCUGUUUGUUAGCUCAUAGCAGCGGAUUUCUACAGCGGGAAAUCUACAACAACGAGUGGACACACAGAUCUACCCGGUCACAGCCAGGAGAUUGCUCUGCAGUGCCUCUCUCUGACUGCCGUCUUCCGUUGCCCCAUGUGACCCUGCCCUAAAGAAUAUUGGGACCUCAUAUAUUUAAUUUUUCUAGUAAUGCACCACAAUGUGUUGUUUAAUUGGUACUUUAUGGUCAACACUAAGAUAUUUCACCAGCGGUUCUCUGGUUUACAGAAGCCAUUGUCAAAUACUCUCUCCAGGUAUUCUGGGUUAAUGGGGGGGGGGGGGGGUGCGCAGAAAGUCAUUUCAAAGAUUAUCCUUUAAACUAUGUUUAUAUGUUUACACAUCCUUUUUACGGAAUAUUUUGAGGCAUAAAACUGCGUCUCUAUGUAUUUCUAUGGGAAAAUGCUUGUCAGUUCACAUGUAGUUUUUUUUUUUUUUUUCUUCUAUUGUGGCCAUAAAAAUAAAAGUACAUGGUAUUUAGGCUCUAUGGCUAUGUUUAAGCGUAUUAUUAGCCUGAAUAAAAAAAAUACACUUUGUGAAUAUGAAACCAUUGAUUUCAAUCAGAACUUUGUAGUCAAGGGCAGAACUACUGUAGUAACGGCAAUAGUGGCUGCUAUGGGGCCCCACAGGGUCCGGUGGGCCUGAAACAGGCAUACAAUAUUCCCCCAGGCUUUUGGUAUUAUCUGCGGGUGUGAUCUCAUUUCUGGCUUUUAAGGUGUGGUCAGGGAACCAUUGUUUUUUGCCCCUGCUGUGAUCUUUACUCCCAACCUCAGGAACUAUUAUUUCUGUAGUAUUUUUAAUGGUAUUAGGCAGUUCUUUAGGUACACUAUUGGGGGCACAUAAAAUACUCUUUUUGAAUAUAGCCUUUAAAGGGGUACUCUGCCAGAAAACGUCUUAUCCCCUAUCUAAAGUAAAAGGGAUAAGAUGUCUAAUCGCUUGGGUCCUGCCGUUGGGGACCCCCAUGAUCUCUGCUGUGGCACCCCAGUCAUCUGGUGCACGGAGUGAACUCCGCUCCAUGCCAGAUGACUGGCUACUGCAGCUGCCACGCGCCCUCCAUUCAUGUCUAUGGGAGGAGGCGUGACGGCUAGGCACUAGCUGCUAUGCCCUCUCCAAUAGACAUGAAUGUAGGGGGCACUGUGUGGCCUCACAAACACAGAAGCUCCAAGCUUCCAUGUUCCGAAUGCUGCCGCUGCUGGUCUGGAGAUCGUGGGGGUCCCCAGCAGCCCCUCAAUCCUUGCACAUGCGCUCGAAACAA